Messenger RNA from Thelazia callipaeda (thelaziosis nematode), 315 nucleotides. NCBI's taxonomy places the organism in Eukaryota, Metazoa, Nematoda, Chromadorea, Rhabditida, Thelaziidae. The record is from the annotation of a GenBank genome assembly.
AUGGCUGGGAAUGAGUCUGAAGGACUUUUCACAUCACAGACGAAUUCCAAGAAGCGAAAAGGCGCGACAGACCAUAACGACAAUGCUGACGUCAUUUUUUGUUCCAGUACUUCUGAAGCAAGGAAGACGAAACAAGGGAAGAAAGUGAAGAUUAACACGCAUGGCACGAAUGUAGCGAAAGAAAAGCCCGUUGCGAAACGAGAUGGAAAUCAAAAGGAGGAAGACUGCGGAGUCAUGCAGUCAGCAAAUCAGAAGUCCGGGAAGGAAAUAGAGGAUGAACGGAGAAAAACCGCAUCUGGUAUCAUAGUGGAAUAA